Messenger RNA from Strongyloides ratti, 768 nucleotides. RefSeq names its product BRCT domain-containing protein. The transcript is spliced from 3 exons. Bases 1 to 768 code for a protein of 255 amino acids. NCBI's taxonomy places the organism in Eukaryota, Metazoa, Nematoda, Chromadorea, Rhabditida, Strongyloididae. The record is from RefSeq and is a predicted model, not a curated record.
AUGGAAGGUAAAUUCGAAAAGCUAGAUUUGAUUAUUGAUAAAUUGAAAAUUAAAAAGUACAAAAAGUUUGUUAAAGUUUCUGAAAAAGAGAUAAAAAAAUAUACAGAGCAAGAACUUAUUCAAGAAGACAAUUAUAUAUGUGAUGGUUAUAAUUUUGUUCAAUAUUAUAAUAAUAAGAAUUACAAAUUUGAUCGUCGGAUAGUAUUUUAUAUUAAUUUGUCAAAUCCUGAUUCCCUACAAUUAAUAAAGAAGUCGGGUUAUUGUGUAGAAUACACAACUUUUCUUAACGAAGCAAUUUUUCAUCCUAUAUGUAAAAGCCUAUGGAAACGAACUAAAUAUUUUGAAGACAUAUCUAUUCUUGAAUCACUAUCAUCCGGUAGAAGAAUAAUUACUUAUGAUAAUGUACAUACAAGUUACCUUCGAAAUGAACCAAAUCUUUUAUAUUUAUUAUCUCAUUUUAUUGAUCAAUCAACUUUCUUUUUUGAUAAUUUAUCAUUUCUUGUAGACAAGUCUUUCUUUAAUAAUGAUGUUUCAGAAAAUUUUUUUAUUAAAUUAAUUAAUAUUCUUAGAAAUUUUGGUGCUAUUGUAUAUCAUAGAAAGGCACAACUUUAUGAUAAUAAAAAUGUAAUAGUUUUAACUGAUUUAUCAAGUAGUAAAAUUGAUGAUAAUGUCAAAACUUUUUAUGAUGUCAAAAUAGCUCAUAUCAAUUUAGUAUACGAUAGUAUUUGGCAUAAAAAAGUUGUAGAUAUGGAUCCUUAUCUUUUGUAG